Echinococcus granulosus is the source of this 183-nucleotide messenger RNA. RefSeq lists its product as hypothetical. The transcript has 2 exons. The coding region runs from base 1 to 183 and encodes 60 amino acids. NCBI's taxonomy places the organism in Eukaryota, Metazoa, Platyhelminthes, Cestoda, Cyclophyllidea, Taeniidae. The record is from RefSeq and is a predicted model, not a curated record.
AUGAGUACACCUGCAGGAAUCUGUCACCCAACCGAAUCGUGUUGCCAUGUCACUUGCACCUACCACGGGCUCAGUUUCUGCGACCCGGAUGAGCCGGUUUUUGGCAAUGUCGGUCGAACUAACCUCGAGGGCAGGAUCGAAGUUCCUUGUCCUUCAAAUUUCUUCCAAAUCUCCUGCUUUUGA